Linum trigynum is the source of this 2889-nucleotide messenger RNA. The record is from the annotation of a GenBank genome assembly. Lineage: Eukaryota; Viridiplantae; Streptophyta; Magnoliopsida; Malpighiales; Linaceae.
UUCCUCAAUCGACAACUUGAGUCAAUUAUAUGAUUGAAUAUAUUAUUAGUUUAUAUUCAAAAUGUUGAAAACUUUCAACACAAAUUUAUGAGAAAUUUAGGCAAGAGACAAUUUAUUGAACUGAAUUGAUAAAAAAAAUUAUUGAACUGAAUGAAUUUUUAACUCAAAGCAUGAAUUGAUUACAUCAACAAAUAAAAUAAUGGACACAGUGUUUCGUGAGAGUUUAACAUAUAAUUAAUUAGACUAUGUCUCAUAAAACCAGCAUUUAAUUUGAAUGCAUAAUAGCACAAACAUUUGUAAAUAGUGAAUUAAAACACAUUAAAAGUAAAAAAAAAAAUUUGAUUCACAUAAUAAAUAUCGAAACUCGAUCGACCCAUGGGCAUAGCACAAGAGAAAAAAUUUGGAGAAAAACGACCAAUAGUAAAAACUAAAAAGGGAAAACUUAUUGCAGUGUGCAUGUCUUUUGUUAGAUAGGCUACAUUUCCAUAGAAUUGCUUGUAAAAUGAUGCAAAGCACAUUGUUUGUUGAGUAAACACCAUUAAUAUGGUGAGGGAUUGAGAGUGGAUUUGUGCUCCUUAAUUUUCGAUGACAGAAUUGCUAUUUGGACUUUUCAAAUUGAGAAGUUCAGCGUUGGAUUUAACUUUUUUUUUAACCUAAAUCUUCUUAUUGAUAAGGUUGUACAAUAUCCAGUGCUGCCAGCAGGUUGAGGAAUGGAUCCGACUACCGGUCCACCGAUCCCUCCAAGUGCUAGUCCGAGUCCUCCGUUUGUGGGUCCGGCUGAGCCAAGUGUGCUUGUAUGUAUGUGGGAUGGGGCAGUACGGAGUGGAUCUCAUUCGGCUGGAGGGAUAGUUUUCCUCAAUCACGCUAGGGAGGUCCUUUGGGAUAUGGGGGUCCAGUUUCCUUUGGUUGAUGAUCCAAUUGUGACUGAGUUACUUGUCCUCCGAGAGGCAAUCUCUUGGUGUUUGGGUCAUGGUUUUUUGGAAAUGAGAUUUGAAGGAGAUGCCAAAGUGGUUAUUGACAAUAUCAAUAAGGCUGAUGUUCGUGAUAAUCGGAUGGGGGCUAUUCUUUAAGAGGUUGUGCAGUUUUUAUCAAUGACAUUGGGCUUCAGUGUGCGAUUUGUAGGUCGGGGUAGCACUAGGGUAACUCAUUUGAUAGCUAGAAAGACCCUGUCUUUAUACCCGACUACGUGUCGCUUCUUUGAUUUUCAGGCCUGGCAGAAUGCCAAGGUGUAAUUGUCUUCUUGUUCUGAUCAAUAUAUGAUUACUGUAAAAAAAAUUAUACAAUCAAAUCAUGAAAGGAACCCAACAAAUUGUAAAAAGUAAAAACCAUAAAAUCAAUUAUUUAUUAAAGUGCCCACUCAAGUAAAAUAUUAUUUAAUUUUUUGUAUUUGUCUAGUAUGAAUGCACAUUUUACUAUGAUAAUUUGUUUUGUUAUUUCAUAUAAUAUUAUAUAUGUAUGGUAAUGACCGGUAUAUUAUAAAAAUUUUAUUUUUGUUGAAUUUCCAUUCAAACCAAACCAAACCGUGACUCAAAAGAUCCUAUAAUUUUGAAAUUAAUGGAUGAAUUUAAAUUUACCAUAAUUCAACCGUGACUCAUUGAUUGGUUGGUUAAAAUGUUAGAAACCAACCGAACCAAUCCAUAGCCCCUCACCUCAAAUUUCGGGGUCGUUUAGUUUUGGCGAUACUUAAAUCAAUGCAUUGUAAUAUACAUGCAAUUAAAAAAAAUGAUGUAAUGUACUUUACAUUGUUUGGUUUUGGCGAUGGUUCUUUUGGUAUGCAACAUGUUAUUUUACUUUUUGUGGGAAAUGUCACUUUUGCCCUUGCUUUUAUGAGAACAUAUACGUAUAACUAGGGGUAUACUUGGAACAAAAAAGGAACCCAACAAUCUCCUCAAAAUUAUCUCAACAAUCUCAAGUUUUAUAGAGAUAGUACUAUCACUCAUUUUGAGUGAUAGUUUCCAUCACAUCAAGCAAACAAUGCAUGUAUAGUUUGUGCAAAAAAUUCAAAAAAAGAUGCAUUGUGGACAAUACAUGCAUUGUAACUAUCUCAACCAAACUAUCACCAAAACCAAACGACCUCGUACCAUACUGUUUGGUAUAAAUGAAUUUCAUAAGUUUUGAGUAAUUCAUUUUUAAAUGAAAUCCUUUUGUGUUUAGUAUUUAAAAGAAUUCAUUUGCAAUUCUAAAUUUUGAAUUCUACGGAAUUGGAACUUGUUAUAGCAAUUUCGAGGAAUUGAGAUGAAAUUUGCAAAUGAAUUCCACAAGUAUUUACUAUUUAUAAUAGUAUGACAUAAUUAUUCUCAUUUAUUAACGAAAUUACUUCUACAUAUAUUAUUUGGCGCCAAUUGAUGCAGUAUGAGAAACGUCACCAAGAAUUUGAUUGCAACGUUAGUAGCAUAUGCUAGUUAUUUUAUAUUUUUCUUCUAUUGUAUUAGUACUUUGAGAAGGCACAACUAGAUUGUAAGGUUCAUCCACAAAACAUUAGAAAAUAACUAAUUAAUAGAAUAUAAACACACAAGAACACUUUUGAUAUUCUAUGUAUGGGACCAAAGACGUUUUUUAGAAGAUGAAUUUUCAAUGAAUAUUGUUUUUUCCGAAAAUUAAUAUGGGUAUAGUUGGAGAAACUUUUAAUUUAAUUCAAUUCUAAACAUAUACCAAACAUGGUUUGAGAAUUUAAUUCAUUUAUUUUUAAAGAUUGAAUAUGAGGGUGGAAAUCGGUACGAUAUCGGUAUCCCAAUACCAAAUACCAAAAUACCGAAUUACAUCCUAAAUUCAAUCCCAAUCCCUAAAUACUUUCGGUAUCCCAAUCCCAAUCCCUAAAUAUUUCGAUAUCCCAAUCGGUACUUCGGUAUCCCAAUCGGUAUUAUCGAAUAAGAAAUUAAUUAGAUUUGA